Molecule: messenger RNA, 1185 nt
Organism: Paramecium sonneborni
Lineage: Eukaryota; Ciliophora; Oligohymenophorea; Peniculida; Parameciidae
Source: the annotation of a GenBank genome assembly
AUGGGAAAUAACAAUGUCUGUUUAGCUGAAAUACCUGUCAAUCGAAUUCAUCACACUUAACCAAAAACAAAAACAAAAUGGAAUAGAGAAGAUUUAAAAUCUGGCUCGUGUAUAUAAACUUUGAUAGAUAAAGAAAACAACCCAGAUUUUUUCACUCUAUAUGAAUGUGGUUAAGCUCUGCCUUAAUAUCGUAACAAAUUAGCUUAAUCAAAAUGGUCAGAAGCUGUUAAUAAUAAUCUUAGUAUGAUUAAUGAUUCAUAACAAACUAUUGAUUCUUUAAUUGUUAAACCUGAAUUCAAGGAACUAGUCUUAUUAGGACCACCUAAAUAAUUAAGAUGGCUUAGUUGGUUGAAUUUGUUAACAAAAACUUAACCAAAUAUUCCAUAUGAAAAAUAUUUAGAAAAUCCACCAACAGACAUAUCUAAUAUUAUAAAAGAUAUUGAUCGUACUCUUGUUGAUUAUGCAUUAUUUAAACAUAAAAGUUGUGGAUAAGAAUAAUUAAAAAGAAUUCUAUGGGCAAUAUCAAAUGCUUUACCAUCAAUGGGUUAUUGUUAAGGCAUGAAUUUUAUUUGUGCUGUUCUUCUUAUUGUAUCUGGUUGUGAUGAACAUCAAGUAUUUUAAGCCUUUAUGUAAAUGCUUAUUAAUGAAUAACACCUUCUAUGUUUUGCUUUCACUAAUGAAAUGCCUCUUCAUUUUUAUUUGACUAAGUUGAUACAUUAUCAAAUUAAAAAGAAAUUUCCAAAACUUAACUUAAGUGAUAUAAGUGAUUCUUUUUGGCUUAGUAAAAUGAUUUUAUCUCUUUUCACAUAUGUAUUCAAAAUGGAAGAUUGUAUAAGAUGUUGGGAUUAUUUAAUUGUUAGAGGAAUGAUUCGUGGUAUUCCUGAACUAAUCUUAGCCUAUAUCGAUCUUAAUUAUAGUUAAUUAUCUAAAUUUUAAGAGGAAGACUUUGCUUUUAAUUUUAAAGGUCCGGAAACUACUACAAUUUAAUUUAAUGUUGGUGAACUCAUUUAUCUAGCAAAGUCUAAUCAUUCUUUAGAUAGAUCAACUAUCUCUAAUGUAGCUAAAAAAAUGAGAGAUAAAAAUAAUCCUUCUUAAUUAUUGGAUCUUUUAUAACAUUAUUCUAAUCAGCAAAUUUAUAAGAAGCAUGUUUCAUUUUAUAUUAAAACUAUUUUUGAAUUCUACUGA